CCGGUGUUUCCCGGUUCUGCCAGCGGGAUGCAGCAUUGGACGCGUUUUCCCGGAGAGAGAGGAGCGCGGAAACCGGAAGCUCCGGAGAGAGAGAGAAAGCGAGAGAGAGCGAGGGAGAGAGAGAGAGAGAGAGAGAGAGAGAAAACCAACCCGGGACCGAGUAAAGUGAGCUGUUUCCGACGAUCCGCUGUGCGCCGACAGUCUGACCGGAACACGGAGAUCACCGCACCUCACCGGGACUCAUCUACCGCCCCGAGCUCACUCCGCGCCGCGUCAGCUCAGUCCGGUGUUUGCGUGUCGUGAAGGAGAAUAAUCGCACUCUGUGAACGCGUCUGACCCGUGGCGCACCUGCGCGUCCCCGGAAGACAUGCACGGAUCACCGGGGACCGACACCCACAGGAGUUCCGCGCUCCGCACCGGAAGACGAAGAUCCGACGCUCUGCUGGCCAUCAUCGUCAUCGUGUGUCUGAAAGUCUUCAUCAUCCAGGCGUCUUCGCUCCGGUUCUCCGAGGAGCCGCAGUCUCAGGAUGCGUUACACGGCCGCAGUGCUAUCCUGCGCUGUGAGCUCAGCGGCCCGGAGGACAUGCGCUUCUGGUGGACACAGGACGGCCGGCGCGUGCAGGACUCGACCCGCCGCUUCCAGGAGGGCAGUAACCUGAAGUUCACCGCGGUGGACCGUCACACAGACACCGGCAGCUUCCAGUGUGUAGCGUCCAGCAGCUCCACCGGAGACACCCUGACCUCCGCCAGCGCCUCCUUCAACAUCAAGUGGCUGGAGAGGGGGCCGGUCACCAUGAAUGACCCCGCCUCAGAGGCGGAGCUAGAGGAGGCUGAGCGAAUCGUACUGCAGUGUCACAUUGAUGGACAUCCACGGCCGAGCAGUAAAUGGUUCAAAGAUGGAGUUCAGCUGGACAGAAAGGACCGGAUCCUGACACUGACCAACAUCAGCACAGGGGAUUCUGGGAUAUACUCCUGCUGUGCUCAGAAUGCUGCAGGAAAAGUGUGCAGUAACCACAACAUCAGCCUCAGAAUCAUCGAUAAGUCUGUUCCCCGUUUGCUGGUGGCUCUGGUGGAUCAGGUGGUCCUUCGUAAUGAGGAGGCCGUGUUUCACUGUCAGUUCAGAGCCAAGCCGCCGCCGCUGAUCGAGUGGUUCCAUGAUGCAGAACCCGUCGUCAACAAAUCAGGGGUCGUGGUGUACGCUAACGGCACACUGCACAUCACUCAGGUGAAGCAGCGCAGCACAGGUGUGUAUAAAUGUGUGGCUCAGUAUGGAGAAAACAAACAAGUACAUGUGGAGGCAGCUCUCAGGAUUGCAGAGAUCGCAGAUAUGGGCGAGCGCAUGUUCCAGGUUUUCUCUGCGGGACGCAGUGAGCGUGUGCGCUGUGAUCCACCGCGGGGUCAGCCGGAGCCGGACGUGUGGUGGGAGCGUGCGGGAGCUCGAGUGGCGUCUGAGGGUCGAGUCCAUCAGCGGGACGGAGAUCUGAUCUUCAGCCCCACGGACGCAUCAGACUCGGGCGUCUACACGUGUGUCGCCCGCAACACGGCCGGACAGAAGCAGCAGGAGCUCGUGGUCACAGUAGCCACCUCUCCAGAGUGGAUCGUCCAGCCGCAGGACACACACGUGGAGGAGGGUCAGCCGGGUUUCCUGCACUGUCUCGCACGGAGCACGCCGGAGCCACGGGUCACAUGGUACCGCAAGAGCGUCCCGAUCACUGAGGAGGGCUCUCGUUACAAGCUCUUCUCUAACGGCACGCUGAGGAUCAACAGCGCAGAGGUGAAGGACAACCAGACGUACAGCUGUGUGUGUGAGACGGAGGCCGGAUCGGUCAGCGCACACGCACGGAUUCACAUACUGGAGAAGCUGAAGUUCGCUCCCGUCCCGCAGUCGUCUCAGUGUCUGCAGCUGGACAGAGAGAGCAGUGUGAGCUGUGUGGCCACAGGACGAGAGACGCCCGUCAUACACUGGAGCAGAGCAGACGGAGCUGAUCUCCCGUCUCACGCCGCUCAGAUCAACGGGGUUCUGCGCUUCAGGACAGUGACCCGCGCAGACGGAGGAAACUACACGUGUGUGGCGUCCAGCAGCUCGCAGGGACAGAUACGAGCUCACGUCCAUCUCACUGUAGCAGUUGAGGUGGAGUUUAAGCUGCAGCCGGAGCAGACCACGGUCUAUCAGGGUCACACAGCCGUGCUUCACUGUCAGGCGUCAGGUGACCCGCAGCCGUACGUCCAGUGGAUGCUCAGAGACACACAGCUCCUCAGCAGCAGCUCCAGCAGGUUUCAGAAGAUGCAGAACGGCUCUCUGGUCAUUAGUGAUGUGAGCACGGAGGACACGGGUGUGUACACCUGCAUCGCAGGAAACACCUGCAGCAUCAGAGACACGGCGGCGCAGCUCUACGUCGUGGAGAAGCCCGUGCAUCCCCGCGGUGGAGACGAGGAUAAGAGUCAGUUUAAGAUGUUCCAGACCAUCGCUCUGUCUGUGGCCGUGGCCGUGGCGUACAUCAUCGCGGUGCUGGGACUCAUGUUCUACUGCAAACAGAGACGCAAGAACAAACGGCUGCAGAAGAGCCGCGCCGGAGAACAGCCUGAGAUGGAGUGUCUGAACGGUGUUCAGCUGAACGGACACAGGAUGUCUGAGAUCCAGGAGGAAGUGGCUUUAACCAGCGUGAGAUCUUCAGCAAACUCAGAGAAACAGCAGAGCUUUCCCAGAGCGCACCUGCAGACCAUCACCACACUGGGGCGUGGUGUGUUCGGCGAGGUGUUUCUGGCUAAAGCGAGGGCGAUGGAGGAGGCCGAGCCGGAGACGCUGGUGCUGGUCAAGAGUUUGGAGAGUCGAGAGGAAACGCACCGAGCCGAGUUCAGACGAGAGCUGGAGAUGUUCAGCAGACUCGAUCACGCUCACGUCGUGCGACUGCUGGGAGUCUGCAGAGAGACACAUCCUCAUUACAUGAUCCUGGAAUACGUGGAUCUGGGAGAUCUCAAACAGUUCCUCAGAAUAUCAACGAGCAGCGAUGAGAAACUCAAGCCACAUCCCAUCAGCACUAGAACUAAAGUCUCCAUCUGUGCUCAGGUGGCUCAUGGGAUGCAGCACUUAUCAAACAGAGGUUUUGUGCACAGAGACCUGGCGUCCAGGAACUGUCUGAUCAGCGGACAGAGACGGGUGAAGGUGUCUGCGCUCAGUCUGAGUAGAGACGUCUAUAACAGUGAGUACUAUGAGCACGGGCAGGUGUGUAUCCCGCUGCGCUGGCUGCCGGGUGAGAGUGUGUUUGAGGGAGAGUUCUGCAGUAAGUCAGACGUCUGGGCGUUCGGGGUGCUGAUGUGGGAGGUGUUCAGUCUGGGCGAGCUGCCGUACCCCACACUCAGUGACCAGCAGGUGAUGGAGGGUCUCCAGGCAGGUACUCUGCGUUUGUCUCCUCCAGUGAACUGUCCUGCUCAUGUCUGCAGUCUGAUGAGCCGCUGCUGGGCGUCCAGCCCUAAAGAACGGCCCACGUUCAGCGAGAUCCUACAGACUCUGACUGAUGCCUCCUCAGACACCAAACUCUAGAGGAUCACGACUGCCAUCAGAGACUCGAUCACACACAUUUCAGACGUGAGAGUCUGCUUGGAAACAAACACACUUCUGUCCCAUUAAUGAUCUGUUUACACUAAUGAAGAAGCUCCUUCCUCUUGCUGGAGCCUCAGGGACCCCGAGGAUGACCUUUGACCUCUGCAGCGCAGGACAAUCACAGAUCCAUCAGGUUACAGACACAGAACGAGGUCAUGCUUGUGUGUGUGUGUGUGUGUGUGUGUGUUCACAGGAUGAUGUCGUGUCACGAAACACAACAUUAGUGGAAUUCAGUGACUUCAGUAGUGGGAAACUGAGAGAUUAAUGAUGAAGUGAGAGACUGACAUACAAAGCUAAUACGAUAAACACAUAUUCACUAAUUAACACACGUGUGUGAUGAAAUCAAUCAAUCAAUCAAUCAAUCAAUCAAUCAAUCACCUUUAUUUAUAUAGUGCUUUAAACAAAAUACAUUGCGCCAAAGCACUGAACAACAUUCAUUUGGAAAACAGUGUCUCAAUAAUGCAGAAUGAUAGUUAAAGGCAGUUCAUCAUUGAAUUCAGUGAUGUCAUCUCUGUUCAGUUGAAAUAGUGUCUGUUUUAAUUUGCAAUCAAGUCAACGAUAUCGCUGUAGAUGAAGUGACCCCAACUAAGCAAGCCAGAGGCGACAGCGGCAAGGAACCGAAACUCCAUCGGUGACAGAAUGGAGAAAAAAACCUUGGGAGAAACCAGGCUCAGUUGGGGUCAGUUCUCCUCUGACCAGACGAAACCAGUAGUUCAAUUCCAGGCUGCAGCAAAGUCAGAUUGUGCAGAAGAAUCAUCUGUUUCCUGUGGUCUUGUCCUGGUGCUCCUCUGAGACAAGGUCUUUACAGGGGAUCUGUAUCUGGGGCUCUAGUUGUCCUGGUCUCCGCUGUCUUUCAGGGCAGUAGAGGUCCUUUCUAGGUGCUGAUCCACCAUCUGGUCUGGAUACGUACUGGAUCCGGGUGACUGCAGUGACACUCUGAUCUGGACACAGACUGGAUCUGGUGGCCUCGGUGACCUCGGAACAAGAGAGAAACAGACAAAUAUUAGCGUAGAUGCCAUUCUUCUAAUGAUGUAGAAAGUACGGUGUCAUGUGAAAGAGAGAUUGCUCUUAAUGAUAAUAAGAUCCUUGUUUUUCUGAGGCGCUCACAUGUGACUGUUACUGUAAUAAAUAAAUAUGCAAUGCCUCAGAUUGCACACAUUUCUAAGCCAUGAUUAAUCACAUUUUAUUGUAAUUCCCAGUUAAUUUCCACAUGGUUCUUCUGGAUUGGUUUUCUCAUAACAGACGUCCAAAAAACUGAGAUGAUACACUAAUUACAUUUAAAACUUAAAGUGUCAUGCUGAUGUGUUGUGAGGAUUGAUGUAAAUCAGCAGUUCUCAACCAGGUCCAGUAGGGGUUCUCAAAAACAGUAUUUAAAGAAGACAAAAAUAAGCAUGAAAACAGCAUAAAAUCAAGCUAUUUCUUAUUUUAAUUCACCACUUAAACAUCAAUUUUUGUCUAUUAAGAACUAGAAAGGAAAACAUUGUUAUAUGAGGAAUACUGAUUUAAAAAUGGUGAUUUCUAGACCUGAAAGAGUCAUGAAAAUAUAUCAAAUUUUAAAACAUUUUUAUUUAAUGAAUGUGCAUUUUACUAGUUUUAAUAGGCUAGAAAUAUUUUAUCGGGUCGACAUUUAUGAGUAAAACAAUAAUAAUAAUAAAAACCCUAAUCCUGAUCCAGUUAAUCACAAAUGAGUGGAAAAGUCCUGUAAAUGAAUUGGUCUAAAACAGGAGGAACCCUGAAGAACAUUCAGCUCCUAUAACUUGUGGAAAGCUGAAACUGAAUGCACAGAAACCCGUAUCCAUAGAUCAAAUAAAACCGUUCCUCUCAGCUGAUGUUAUUGUGAUGCAUGAUGUGGUUUGAGUUUAUGAUGAAGGUUUUGUGUCUCUGGUUUUAAUGAGGCCAGUGCUGGUUUCAUUCAGACUCCUGCAGCACAAACACACAUUGGACGGUUUGCUCUCAGUGGUUUUCUUCAGAUGAACAGAUAAAAAUAACAGGUCAACUUUGUUUUUUGCAACUAAAAGUGCCUCGAACAUGAAGGACUUAUUUGCUGGUUUUUUUACAGUAUCUUUUGUAAUGCAGUUAAUGUGUGUUGUUUUUAAGAACUGCUUUUAUAUAUUUGUUUCAUGUGUAUUUCUAUCGUUGUUGCUGAUAUUUGUUUUUAUUCUCUGUGUUCAUCAUCUGUUCAUGUUCAUUUUUAAGGCAGACACUCACACCAUGAUGCUUUUAUAUUUUGCUUUCUAAAGGUCACAGUAAUCCAGAUGUAAUGCUGCUCUUUUAUUAAACAGUCAUGUUUUUAACA
Molecule: messenger RNA, 5897 nt
Organism: Carassius gibelio (silver crucian carp)
Lineage: Eukaryota; Metazoa; Chordata; Actinopteri; Cypriniformes; Cyprinidae
Product: inactive tyrosine-protein kinase 7
Exons: 20
Coding region: 368-3541 (1057 amino acids)
Biological process (GO): protein phosphorylation; homophilic cell-cell adhesion; synapse organization
Cellular component (GO): plasma membrane; neuronal cell body; axon
Molecular function (GO): protein tyrosine kinase activity; ATP binding; axon guidance receptor activity
Source: RefSeq, a predicted model, not a curated record